AUGGAUGGCCUGACUGCAUGGCCUACUCCAGAGCGGCGAAAGGGUGUAGCUCAGAUCAAACCAGAGUUCCUCAUUCACCCAGCGGGUGGUAGAACAGAAGAAAGUGCAAGUGGUGUUGAGCGCGAUGACGCUGCUGAGGCCUCUGGCAGCCGAUACCAGGCUGACAAUAGGUCUGACAAUCGGUCUAACAAUCGAUCCAACAGAUCCGACAACCGUCAGAAUGGCCGGGACAAAAAGAACAAGCAAAAGGGCCAGAACAGCAAUCGUCACUUCGGUAGCUCUCGCGACAAAUUCCCGCUUUGCAAUUCACGUGUCACCAAGCCAGAGUUCUCCCCAGACGAAUGCCAGUUCGGAGAUAAAUGCAAACUCGAGCACAAUCUCCGGAAGUAUCUGAAGGAGGGCAAGCGUGAAGACCUCACCGUUCUUGGUGGGCUAUGCCCUACCUGGGACUCUACAGGAGUCUGUCCCGUAGGAUGGAAGUGUCGUUUCGUGGCGUCUCAUUCUGAAGAGCGAGAUACAGAAGACGGUAGAAAGGAGCUCGUCCUCAUCGAAGAUGCCGAACGCAUAGCAAAGGCAAAAGAGCUGCCCGGAACUGAAGACGAGGUUGGAGUAGUAAAUGUCGUUUCUAAAGAGGCCAAGUCCAACCUGUCAAAACGCAUCACGAAGACUCCCAAGUCAGAUGCUUACCUAGAAUGGACCACGAAAAUCAUAGAUCAAGGCCGCAAGAACAAUGAGAGGCAAGGAAUCAGAGAGGACAUCGGCCUUACAAAGGCCAUGGCAGAUAACGCCUCUGCCAAGCAGGAGGCUGCUGAAAAUGACGCUCCCUCUAGGGGCAAAAAUGCAGAGGGCGCCUCUGGCAAAAAUGAACCUAUGGAGGAGGCUGCUCAAGAAAACCAAGCCCAAUACAUCGAGCCACCCUUCCUUCCAUCCGAGAAGCGCCGCAUCUACUAUGGGCCAGAGACGCCAAUCCUCGCACCUCUCACGACCCAGGGUAACCUACCAUUCCGACGCCUCUGCGUUGAACUCGGCGCACAGGUCACGUGGUCCGAAAUGGCUAUGGGCAUGAACCUGAUCCAAGGAGAGCGAAGCGAAUGGGCUCUGAUGAAGGCGCAUGAGUCCGAGAUCCGACCGCCCAAGUACUCUCCGACCGCCGGCAUCGUCGAAGGCUACGACAACUCCAAAGACAUCAAGUUCGGCGCUCAAAUCGCUGCCAACAAACCCUGGCUCGCCGUCAAGACCACAGAGAUCCUGACCUCGCAUUGCCCCAACCUACGCGCUAUCGACUUGAAUUGUGGAUGCCCCAUCGAGCUCGUCUGCCGUGACGGCGCUGGAUCCGCCCUCCUAGACAGCGCCGGCAAGCUCGAGAACAUCCUGCGCGGCAUGAACGCCGUUUCCCAAGAAGUGCCUAUCACGGUCAAAAUCCGCAUGGGCACCAAAGACCGGGCGCCCACGGCCGACAAACUCAUCAAGCGCCUCGUGCUCGGCGGCUACGAAACCCACGCCGCCGGGCUCGGCAUCUCGGGCGUGGCCGCCAUCACCCUCCACGGCCGCAGCAAGCAGCAGCGCUACACGCGCAGCGCCGACUGGGGCUACAUCGCUGAGUGCUCCGCGCUGAUCGCCAGCCUCAAGAAAGAGCGCUGGGACGCGACCGACACGGCCCGCGAAGCCGACGCCCGCCACGCGCCCAGCAACGGCAAAGUCUACUUCGUCGGCAACGGCGACUGCUACUCGCACACCGACUACCAAGACCACCUGCAGCACGCGGGCGUCGACUCGGUCAUGGUCGCGCGCGGCGCGCUCAUCAAGCCGUGGAUCUUCGAGGAGAUCGAGAGCGGCCAGCACCUCGACAAGAGCGCGACGGAGCGGCUCGCGUACGUCGAGAAGUUUGUCAAGUACGGCCUGCAGAACUGGGGCUCGGACGAGAUCGGGGUGGGCACGACGCGCAAGUUCUUGCUCGAGUGGCUGAGUUUCGCGUGUCGCUAUGUGCCUGUAGCGAUGCUAGAGCAUCUGCCGCCGAAUAUCCAGGACCGCGCGCAGCCGUUCAGGGGCAGGAAUGAGCUGGAGGCGCUGAUGAGUAGUGAUAACUACAGGGACUGGAUUAAGAUCAGCGAAAUGUUCCUCGGCCCCAUCCACCCAAACUUCCGCUUCGAGCCCAAGCACAAGUCAAACAGCUACGACAUCCAAGCCGAGGGCUAG
Mytilinidion resinicola is the source of this 2196-nucleotide messenger RNA. RefSeq names its product putative tRNA-dihydrouridine(47) synthase [NAD(P)(+)]. Lineage: Eukaryota; Fungi; Ascomycota; Dothideomycetes; Mytilinidiales; Mytilinidiaceae. The record is from RefSeq and is a predicted model, not a curated record. Gene Ontology annotation, biological process: tRNA processing. The transcript is spliced from 3 exons. Gene Ontology annotation, molecular function: flavin adenine dinucleotide binding; RNA binding; tRNA dihydrouridine synthase activity. Bases 1 to 2196 code for a protein of 731 amino acids.